AUGCGCGGAUACCUUGUAUCCAAGUUUUUAAUUAGUGUCUGUAACUCAUGUAAACCUGGUUGGUUUGGUACAAACUGUCUACAGCAGUGUUCUGCAUGUAAGGCGGCAUGUCGUAAAUCAGAUGGCAUUUGUAACGACUGUAUUAAUGGUAGAUAUGGUAACAACUGUGAAAGAACGUGUGAAGUUACUAACUGUAUAGGUAACUGUGAUAGGAAUACAGGACAAUGUUCUAGCUGUACAAGAGGUUACUUUGGUACCAACUGCCAAUCAAGCUGUAAUGAUGGCUGUCUAAACAGUUACUGUAAUAAAGAUGCUGGUGUCUGUAGUGAUGGGUGUAUCAGAGGAAGAUAUUCACCAAACUGUGGAUCCAAGUGUACAGUUACCAACUGUGUCGGUGACUGUGAUAGGACUACAGGACAAUGUUCUAGCUGUACACAAGGUUACCAUAGUACCAACUGUCAACAUAGAUGUAAUGAUGGUUGUAUAGACAGUUACUGUAAUAAAGAUACUGGUGUCUGUAGAGAUGGGUGUAAACCAGGUUUUAGUGGGAGUAAAUGUGAGCCAUGUUUAGUAGGUAAACAUGGCAUCAACUGUGAAUCUACAUGUAUAGUUGCUAACUGUGUAGGUAACUGUAUUGGGAAUACAGGACAAUGUAGUACAUGUAAUCUAAAAUGGUACGGUGCAAACUGUGAAUCGUCAUGUUCAACAUGUAUGACGUCAUGUGUUAAAUCAGAUGGUAUUUGUAAUGGUGGAUGUAGUGAUGGUUAUUGGGGUAACUCGUGUCAACAACAAUGUUCUAAUAACUGUAAUAGUGGGGGAUGUAGACAGGUAGAUGGUUAUUGCACUAGUGGUUGUAAAGAAGGGUGGUAUAGAGAUAGAUGUGAUGCAUCUUGUAUAGUUGAUCAGUGUAUAGGUGGUUGUAACAUGAAUACAGGAAAAUGUUCUACAUGUAAACCUGGUUGGUAUGGUGAUAGGUGUGAAACUAGAUGUUCUAGUAAUUGUACUGAAGAAUGUGAUAAAUCAACAGGUAGAUGUACAGAAUGUAAAUCGGGAAUAUUUGGUAAUUAUUGUUAUAUACUAUGUCCUGUUAACUGUUUCGAUAAUUGUUCCAGGGACGAGGGUAAAUGUAAUAGUUGUAAACGCAAUACAGUUGGUCUAUAUUGUAAUUCAACAUGUGGUGCUGAAUGUCUACCAAUUACAGAUGGGACACAAGAAACAUGUGAUAGAAAUGGUACAUGUACUGAAUGUAUUGUAGGAAGAUAUGGUGAUGGCUGUGAUUUAAAUUGUAGUACAACAUGUGUUGGUAACUGUAGUAGGAAUGAUGGUAGCUGUACUGAAUGUAUUGUAGGAAGAUAUGGUGAUGAAUGUGAUAAGACUUGUAGUACAACAUGUGAUGUUAGAUGUGAUAGAACUAAUGGUACAUGUAGUUUAUGUAUUAAAGGAUACAGUGGAGAUACCUGUAAUAAAGAGUGUAAUGAUAACUGUACUGUUUGUAAUCAAGAUGAUAUCAACAACUGUUCGCAAUGUAAAAAUGGAAAAUAUUAUGGAACAUCAUGCAAUUACCAAUGUAGUUCUAACUGUAAGCUUGGUUCCUGUUAUCCGGAAAAUGGAAACUGUUUGGCUGGUUGUGUGAAGGGUAAAAUGGGAAUGGAUUGCUCUAACAAUUGUACUUGGGGAUAUUAUGGUGAGAAUUGUAUCAGCGAGUGUGGAAAGUGUGCUAAGAAUGCAACAUGUCUGAUUACCAACGGAAGUUGCCAAUUGGGAUGUAUGCAGGGUUAUACAGGAGAUACUUGUCAAGACCCUUUCGGCCUUAAUUAUGUUGUAAUAGCUGUUGUUGUUUCCGUUAUUCUUGUUGUUAUUGUUUUAAUUAUCGUGGGUGUGGUUAUGUUGAAAAGAAAAAGAAAUAAAAGUAAUAUGCCAGGACUAGAAUCUGACGAUAAUAAAUAUGAAAACUUCACUUUAAAGAAAUCGAUUAUUAGAAACGAUACAUCAGACGAAGAUGAUGUCCGAGAAUCAGUUUACGUAAAUGGUGCUAGACAAGCUGUUUAUGUUAAUGAUGCUAGACCAGAUGUUUAUGAGAACAUUCAAAUUACACGAUCCAAAACUUGUAUUGAUCUGAAGGAUUUGUGGGAAACCAUUCAAAGAAAGAAACAAGAUGAAUCUUUUAAACCAGAAUAUCAGAAACUGCCAAAAGACUUGUGUUCACCAGUUGAUGUUUGUCUGAACGAUGUUAAUCGACCUAAAAAUAGAUACAAAAACAUAUGUGCAUUUGAUCACACACGGGUGAAACUAGAUAUUGAAAAUGAUGACCCCACUUCAGAUUAUGUCAACGCCUGUUAUAUUACUGGAUAUGGAAAUAUCAAGAAUAAAUACAUCGCGGCACAAGGGCCUAAUGAUGUUAACAUCUAUGAGUUUGUCAGAAUGCUUUGGGAUGUUAAAACAGGAAAGAUUGCUAUGGUUACUAAUCUACACGAAGCCGGUGCUAUGAAAUGUUUGAAAUACUGGCCAUCGAGUGGCAAGGUAAAGACUUUCAGAAAGAUAAAAAUUGAACUGAUUGAGGAGGAUGUAUUGGCCCAUUUUACUAUUAGGACAUUGAAAAUAUCAAAAGAUGGAUGUGGAUCUCGGACAAUAAAACAUUGUCAUUAUACAUCAUGGCCUGAUAAAGGUGUCCCUACUGAUAUGGCGUCAUUGGUAGAAUUCAGAAACAAGAUACUUAAAGUCAAAUCACCACAACCAGGACCAAUGGUGGUACACUGUAGUGCUGGUAUUGGACGGACAGGAACAUUUUUAGCUUUAGAUUAUCUGAUAGAAGAAGGUAAAGCUGAAGGUUCUGUUGAUGUUUUUAAAUGUGUUUCACAGAUGAGAAAAGAAAGGACGAAUAUGGUUCAAACUGAUGAUCAGUAUGUAUUUCUACAUGAAGCUAUAUUAGAAUGGUAUAUAGCUGGUGAUACUACAACUACUGUUACAGCUUAUCAAGGUGUUUAUCAAGAUCUUCUUAAAGUUAAACAAAGUUCUGGUAAAUGUGAACUAGAAGAAAGGUUUGAAAUGAUGGGACAGGUUUGUCCAAAAUAUACAGACGCUGAUUAUUCUACAGCUUUACUGAAAGAAAAUAAAAUUAAAAAUAGAGUGUCAACAAUAUUAGCGUAUGAAAAUACUAGAAUACUUUUGACGAUACCGGUUCCUAAUACAACAGAUUAUAUCAAUGCUGUUUAUAUACCAAGUUACAGAAAGAAAAGAGCUUAUAUAUUGACCCAGACACCAUUACCUAAUACUGUUAUAGAUUUCUGGAGAAUGGUUGUACAAAAGGAAUCUCAAACAAUCGUUCACAUGGAUCAUGGACAAGAUAAAACUAAGGGUAUUGGUCAGUACCUACCAGGAGAUAAACCACUAACCUGUGACCCCUUUACUAUAACUAAAACAGAAGAAAUACAACAUGAGUUUUAUACAAUUAUAACAUGUCAGGUUACAGGCAAUUCACAAGAUAAUGAGAUAGAUCAUACGGUAAGAAUCUACCAGUGUACAUUCUGGAAAGGUGAAGAAACCACACCUAAAUCAUCUGCUCCAUUUUUCACCCUGUUGGAACACAUUCAAUCAUGGACAUAUGAUCAAAAAGAAAACCCAAUUAUUGUACACUGUCGAAAUGGAGUGAACAAGGGAGGACUAUUUUGUGUUCUGGCAGCCAUUUUAGAACGACUAACCAUAGAACAAGACGUCAGUGUGUUACAGACUAUAAUACAGCUUCGAGUAUCCAGACCACAAAUUAUUACUUGUUACGAACAAGUGAAAUUUUGUUUCGAUGCUGUUGGUAAUUAUCUGGAUCAUUUCUCAACAUAUGCCAAUUCUUGUUGAUUGUAAUUAUAAUAUCCUAUUGUAAUAGUGUGAUAAUUGCAAAAUGUUUUUAAUUGCUUUCGUGAGCUGGUUUUGGAUUUUCUUUUUUAAUUGUAUGUUAAGUUUGCUACAAGGUUUGCUUUAUUAUUUAAAGUUUAUACUAUUUAAUGUAUACAUGGGCUUAGGUCUGAACUUAAUGGUUAUAUUUUGUUUAUUAUGCUUUAUAAAUAUUUCAAGUUUAUUAUAUUAUAUUACUAUUGCAUUUUGUUAAAAACAUUGCAUCUUGUUUAAACUAUAAUAUGUUGUUAAAAAGUAUUAUAUUUUGCUGCUAAAAGUAUUAUGUUUUAUACGCAUUUUAAAUAUAUUUUUUUUCGUUAAACCCACUAUAUUUUGUAUUGUUAAGCUAUAUUUUGUUUUGUUAAAUACUUAUAUUUUGUUAAA
Patella vulgata (common limpet) is the source of this 4269-nucleotide messenger RNA. RefSeq names its product receptor-type tyrosine-protein phosphatase T. NCBI's taxonomy places the organism in Eukaryota, Metazoa, Mollusca, Gastropoda, Patellidae. The transcript has 21 exons. Bases 1 to 3849 code for a protein of 1282 amino acids. Gene Ontology annotation, biological process: protein dephosphorylation. The record is from RefSeq and is a predicted model, not a curated record. Gene Ontology annotation, molecular function: protein tyrosine phosphatase activity.